GCUACAACAACAACAAGACAGCGCAGGAGAAGUCUAUUGAUGAUUGGCUCCCGAUCACAUCAUCAAGGAAUGCCAAGUGGUGGUACUCAGCCUUCCACAAUGUGACGGCCAUGGUUGGAGCUGGUGUUCUUAGCUUACCGUAUGCCAUGUCUGAACUCGGAUGGGCUCCGGGAAUUGUAGUGCUCGUGGUGUCAUGGAUCAUCACACUGUACACUCUGUGGCAGAUGGUGGAGAUGCAUGAAAUGGUGCCCGGGAAACGCUUCGACCGCUACCACGAGCUCGGCCAGCAUGCCUUCGGCGACAAGCUCGGCCUGUGGAUCGUGGUGCCGCAGCAGCUGGUAGUGGAUGUCGGCGUCGACAUCGUCUACAUGGUCACCGGCGGCAAAUCCCUCAAGAAGUUCCACGAACUCGUCUGCCCCGACUGCACACCCAUCAAGCAGACCUACUUCAUCAUCAUCUUCGCCUCCGUCCACUUGGUCCUGUCCCAGCUCCCCAACUUCAACUCCAUCUCCGGUGUCUCCUUGGCCGCAGCCGUCAUGUCCCUCAGCUACUCCACCAUCGCCUGGGGAGCUUCGGCGGACAAGGGGAAGCAGGCGGACGUGGAGUACGGCUACAGGGCUUCGAGCACGGCGGGGACCGUCUUCAACUUCUUGAGCGCGCUGGGGAACGUCGCCUUCGCCUACGCGGGGCACAACGUGGUGUUGGAGAUCCAAGCCACCAUCCCUUCCACGCCGGAGAAGCCGUCGAAGAAGCCGAUGUGGAAGGGCGUCAUCGUCGCCUACAUCGUGGUGGCUCUCUGCUACUUCCCGGUGGCUUUGGUUGGGUACUGGGCGUUCGGCAACGCUGUGAAGGACAACAUCCUUAUCACCUUGAAUAAGCCCCGAUGGUUGAUCGCCAUGGCCAACAUGUUCGUCGUCGUUCACGUCAUUGGAAGCUAUCAGAUCUAUGCCAUGCCGGUCUUUGAUAUGAUGGAGACAGUGCUCGUCAAGAAACUUCAUUUCCCACCCGGCCUAACCCUUCGUUUGAUUGCACGAACAGUUUACGUUGCAUUCACAAUGUUCAUUGCCAUAACCUUCCCCUUCUUUGGAGGACUACUCGGAUUCUUCGGAGGCUUCGCAUUCGCCCCCACCACGUACUUUGUUCCUUGCACAAUCUGGCUUGCCAUCUACAAGCCAAGAAGGUUUAGCUUCUCUUGGAUCACAAACUGGAUCUGCAUCAUCCUGGGGAUUAUGUUGAUGAUUUUGUCUCCUAUUGGUGGACUGAGGCAGAUCAUUCUCGAGGCCCAGGACUACAGUUUCUAUUCAUAGACUGCUAUAUACGAAGUUAGAAUAUAAAUGGAACAUCAGAAACAGUAUACUUCCUAUAUCAUAGAAAUAAAUAAUGGAGCUUCUCAGAAGUCUAUCAACUCUUUGUUUGCUUUAAUAUUA
This is a messenger RNA of Musa acuminata subsp. malaccensis (wild Malaysian banana), 1427 nucleotides long. RefSeq names its product lysine histidine transporter 1-like. The record is from RefSeq and is a predicted model, not a curated record. Lineage: Eukaryota; Viridiplantae; Streptophyta; Magnoliopsida; Zingiberales; Musaceae. Gene Ontology annotation, cellular component: membrane. Gene Ontology annotation, biological process: amino acid transmembrane transport. Gene Ontology annotation, molecular function: amino acid transmembrane transporter activity.